AUGGACUUGGAUCUGCUUAAGUGCAGCAUCUGUCCCAAACAACCCUCCUUUAGCGAUGUCUCCCACCUGCUCACACACGUCAGUUCUAAAGGUCAUUUGUCCCAUCUACACAAACUUCAGGUUCGAAGCCACCAGGAAUUCGAAGCUGGUAUCCUACUAGCAAACUACAAUCAAUGGUACGAACAGCACGGGCUUGCUCAAUUGCUCUCGGAACGCAUGGUCACGAAACAGGUCAAAAAGGCCGGAAGAAGAAAAGCAGCUAUCGAUCAAGGUGCAUACGUGACAGAGACCGGAACAAGGGUUCGGGCACCUUUAGACCAGCCACCAUUGCAACCUCAACGAAGUGCCAGAGGCCGAGCCCAAGGCCAAAAGAAGACAACACGGGGUCGUCGAAGCAAGCAAACACUUGAGGAUGACAGUGACUUUGAGUACAGUCCAGUCAAACGGCCGAGGUACCGGCCACGACGAUCUCAAAUAGCUUCUCCCGUCAAAGAAUCACCAGACAAUGACGACUACUUCGUAGCUCCUGGGGCACCGCAGUCCUUUACUACCCCCGAGCACAGCAAGCUGAAAGGAACCAUAUGGCCAGGAAUGGAUCUGUUUGAUGCAGCCACCGAAGAGAUGAAGAGAAAGAGGAAUCAGAAGAAAGACGGGUCUGUGGUCAGACGAAUGCAACGGUUGGCAGCGUUGGUUGAGCCAACCGAGGUCGUCUACUCUCCUGGUGGAAACAUCAUGAAGGCAAGACACAUCGACGACCUCGAGGAUGCGAGCAGCGUCAUCCACGGAGAAUCUCCUCUUCCCAAGGUGAAGAAAAGUCAAGCUCGCAAGAGGCGGCCACUUGCGGAGCAAGAUGUCAACGCCCCACGCCUUGUCAAACGCAAGGCCAGGAUUAGUCCUCCAAAGAAACGAGCUCGUCAAGCAUUGGAUCAAAGUAUACCACCACUGCCGUAUCUGCCGAGCUCUUCGACUGGCGAGUCGUACACGAUUGGUUCACGGUUCCUGGCCCCAGAAGAUGACGACGAGGACUUGAAGCCUGUGAUUGAAACCGGAUCACCUAGAAAACGCUCUUCUCACUUCACAAUCUUCGACGACGGAAGCCCGGGCUACGGUCCGAUCACCCCUGUGGAUCAACUCCGUAAUCCUUUCCAUGCUGCACCGCCAUCGUACUUGAACACUGUUCGUCCCCAACUGCCAGCUAUCUCUGCACCAUGGCUUCAGCCACAGCACCAAGCCGCCUUGCAAUACACGAACCUCUAUACAGCCUUCAGACCGGUGUCCCGUGACUCUCAGUUUCUCUACAAUAAUGACACUGGCAAGGAAAAUGCUCCACCAAUGGCUGGACUGCAGUCAGAGUACAGGGGUGUGAACACAAACCCUUUGUCCUGGCGGUCGCCUGUACGAGAUGGUAUGACCUUGGCACAUCAUUCGGAGUCGCCUUUUGGCAGCUUUUUGGGACUCUUCUCAGUUGGACCUCCUCAUGACGAUCCUUUCGUGACGACCAGAAAUCCUUUAGCCGAAGCAUUGGAGCACUUUGAAGAGGAAAUGUCUGACACAGACGUCAAGAUUGCUCCGACCUCACUUCAAAGCUCGAUGGCAGACGAGGACUCCAAGGCACAGCUUCCGACUGUUGGGGCUACCACCCACUGA
This is a messenger RNA of Exophiala xenobiotica, 1647 nucleotides long. RefSeq lists its product as uncharacterized. The transcript has 2 exons. NCBI's taxonomy places the organism in Eukaryota, Fungi, Ascomycota, Eurotiomycetes, Chaetothyriales, Herpotrichiellaceae. The coding region runs from base 1 to 1647 and encodes 548 amino acids. The record is from RefSeq and is a predicted model, not a curated record.